AUGGCUUCCUCUACCCUUCCCACGGACCAGGGAGGAGCCGCAACUGCAAGCGGCAACAUGAUGUCCGAAAUGGAGUCGGCAUUUAAGUCGAGCGUAGAGUCAGGCCAGAUUCCGGGUGCCGUAGUAAUGGCGAAAGAUGUGACUGGGAAAAUCAACUACACACGUAGUUUCGGAGCUAGGUCCGUCCGGCCGGAUGAGAACGGAGCGCUGCCCCCGAUGGAAGCAGACACGAUCAUGAGGAUGGGCCAGGCGAGCGUGCUCAUCGGGACAAUCAUGGCGCUGCAAUGUGUGGAGCGAGGUCUCAUUGGCUUGGACGAGAGCGUGGAACGGUAUCUUCCCGACCUGACCAGCAUGAAGGUCCUGGCAGGCUUUGAUGCCGACGGAAAGCCCAUCAUGAGAGAGCGUAAGGGGGAUAUCACCCUUAGACACAUGCUCACCGACACCUCGGGUAUCUCUCACGUCCCCAUCAACCCCCUCCUGCAGCAGUAUUGCGCCAAAGGGUACUCGACGUACCCCUUACCCAUAGGCGGCGAGACCGACAUCCCCGACCCGUUGGCCGCACCCCCGGUGGGCGACCCCGGCACCGAGUGGGUCCACGGCACCAACAUAGACUGGGCCGGCAAGCUCGUCGAACGGGCGACAGGUACGGACCUGGAGAGCUACAUGCAGCAAAACAUCUGCGCGCCGCUGGGCAUCGCCGACAUCACGUUCAGGCUCCAGGAGCGCCCUGACCUGCUCGCGCGGCGGGCCGACCUGACGAAGCGCAACCGGGAGGACGGCACGCUGCACUACGACGACACCAUCUUCUUCCGCAAGUACCCGACAGAGUGCUACGCCGGCUCGGGACUGUUCGCCAGCCCCGCCGCGUUCAUGGCCGUCAUGCACUCGCUGCUGAAGCGCGACGGCGUCCUCCUCAAGCCCGAGACGGUCGAACAGAUGUUCCAGCCCGCGCUGGACGAGACGAUGGAGCGCGGUAUGAACGAGCACUUUAACAAGGUCAUGCGGUGGAUAAACUACGGGUAUCCUUUGCCGCAGUGGCCCAGCCUGCGCCGCAACUAUGGGUUCGGGGCGAUUGUGAUUAUGCAGGAUCUGGACGGCGACAAGUGGCGCCGCAAGGGGUCCAUGUCGAUCAACUGCGGGUGGAACGUUGGCUUGCAAAUCGACCCUGCGGCGGGACUGUGCACUAUGGUGGCAUUCCAGACUUCGCCAUACAGUACCCCUAUCGAGGAGGGUCUUGUCCACACGUUUGAGAAGGCCGUGUACUCGUUGCUGUGA
Colletotrichum truncatum is the source of this 1275-nucleotide messenger RNA. Its product is annotated as transesterase. NCBI's taxonomy places the organism in Eukaryota, Fungi, Ascomycota, Sordariomycetes, Glomerellales, Glomerellaceae. The record is from RefSeq and is a predicted model, not a curated record.